UGUAAGCUCUGGUCAGCGCUCUCUCUCUCUCAGUAUGUGAACACGGCAAACGUAUGUUUCCAGGUUUCAUACUCGAGAAGAAUGAAGAUUUUUUCAGCUCAGAUUGAGGAGGGAAGGGAAGGCCAAGAUGGGAAGCCAUCAGUUGGUCCAGCCUAUCGUAAUUUACUCUCCAGGAGCAAUUUUCCUCCACUUGAUCCCAAUAUAACUACAGCUUGGGACGUUUUCAGUACGUCUGUAGAAAAGUAUCCUGGAAAUAGGAUGCUUGGAUGGCGCAAGUUUGUUGAUGGGAAGGUAGCUGGGCCUUACGUCUGGAAAACGUACAAGGAAGUUUUUGAUGAAGCUCGGGAUAUUGGUUCAGCAUUACGAGCAUCUGGUGCUGAACCUGGCUCCAGGGUCGGGAUUUAUGGAUCAAACUGCCCUCAGUGGGUUACUGCUAUGGAGGCUUGCAAUGCCCACAGGUUGGUUUGUGUGCCUCUCUACGAUACCCUUGGGCCAGGGGCUGUCAAUUUUAUUUUAGAUCAUGCGGAGGUUGAUUUUGUUUUUGUCCAGGAUAAGAAAGUGAAAGAACUACUAAAUCCUGAUUGUAGAUCUGCUCAACGACUGAAAAUCAUGGUGUGCUUCACUUCCUUAGCAGUGGAGGAGAAGAAUAAAGUAGCUGGCAUUGGGAUAAAACCAUUCUCGUGGAAUGAGUUCCUCCAUAUGGGGAAAGAAAACCCCUCGGAGAUUAUUCCACCCCAGGCUUCCCACAUCAGCACAAUAAUGUACACAAGUGGCACAAGCGGAGAUCCUAAAGGUGUUGUGUUAACUCAUGACAACAUUGCAACUUUUAUUAGAGGGGCUGACCUGUUUUUGGGGCAACUUGAAGACAAGAUGACUGAAGAUGAUGUGUAUCUCUCUUUCCUGCCCCUGGCUCAUAUCCUUGACCGUGUGAUUGAAGAGUAUUUUUUUCACAAGGGUGCUUCUGUUGGCUAUUAUCAUGGGGAUCUUAAAGCAUUGAGAGAUGAUUUGAUGGAGCUGAAGCCAACAGUUUUUGCCGGGGUACCUCGAGUUUUUGAAAGAGUGCAUGAAGGUAUACUACAGGCAUUACAGCAACUCAAUCCAGUAAGGAGAAGUAUUUUUGGCAUGCUCUACAGAUACAAACGUUUUUGGAUGACUAGAGGGUUUAAACAGAAAAAUGCUGCGCCGUUAGCAGAUCUAUUGGCAUUCAGGAAGGUCAAAGCCAAGUGGGGUCGGAUUCGACUGAUAAUCUCUGGAGGCGCACCCUUGAGCUCUGAGGUGGAAGAAUUCUUACGGGUUACUUGCUGUGCUUUUUUAAUCACAGGCUACGGUUUGACAGAAACUUGUGGACCGACUACUUUUUGCUUUCCUGACGAGAUGUGCAUGGUUGGUACUGCUGGUGCGGUUGCUGUGUACAAUGAGCUUCGGCUGGAAGAGGUACCAGAGAUGGGCUACAAUCCACUUGGGGAGCGACCAUGUGGUGAGAUAUGUGUGAGAGGGAAGACUGUUUUUUCUGGAUACCACAGAAAUCCUGAAUUAACAACAGAAUCCAUUAAAGAUGGCUGGUUUCAUACAGGGGACAUAGGGGAACUACUUCCAAAUGGAGUUAUUAAGAUUAUUGAUCGAAAAAAGAACCUUAUAAAACUUUCUCAUGGAGAGUAUAUUGCGCUAGAGUAUUUGGAAAAUGUUUAUGGUAUCAGUCCAAUUAUUGAAGAUAUCUGGGUCUAUGGGAACAGCUUUAAGUCAAUGUUGGUUGCAGUAGUUGUACCACAUGAAGAAAACACCAAAAAGUGGGCAUAUUCAAAUGGUCACAUGAGUUCAUUCACUGAACUGUGUUCCCUUGAUCAGUUCAAGAAUUAUGUGAUAUCUGAACUGAAGUCUACUGCCGAUAGAAACAAGCUGAGAGGUUUUGAAAAUAUCAAAGGAGUCAUUCUAGAACCCCACCCCUUUGAUAUUGAUAAAGAUUUGAUAACUGCAACAUUGAAGAAGAAAAGAAACAAGCUUCUUGAGUUCUAUAAGGUGCAAAUUGAUGAACUCUACCGGAAUUUGACCAGAGAAAAAUCAUGAAGGUUUCAAGGCCAAUAAGCAAAGUUGAUAUGGGAGUUGAGUGGACCAUGCAAUGUAUUACUUGUCACUCUCCCUAAAUUACCUGCAAAAUAGCUGUCCUACUUUUAAUUUCUAUGGAGAGAAUAUGAAACUAUGUUAUCUUUGAGCUGUUAUCUGUUGGAUUUUGUUUAUAAGAACAUGUCAUUUCCAA
Molecule: messenger RNA, 2254 nt
Organism: Juglans microcarpa x Juglans regia
Lineage: Eukaryota; Viridiplantae; Streptophyta; Magnoliopsida; Fagales; Juglandaceae
Product: long chain acyl-CoA synthetase 1-like
Biological process (GO): cutin biosynthetic process; fatty acid metabolic process; wax biosynthetic process
Cellular component (GO): endoplasmic reticulum; membrane
Molecular function (GO): long-chain fatty acid-CoA ligase activity
Source: RefSeq, a predicted model, not a curated record